AUGGCACUCUUCUCUCCUCCUCUUUCUCGCAUCGUUGCACCUUCGGCAUCGCCCGUCUCCCUCGCGGUCGUUCUGGUGGGCAGGGCUGAGCAAUCGUGCGGCAGGACGUUAGUUGCUAGCGGUCAUCUCCACGUCAAAACGCCACUUGGAAGAGCCGCCUCGUCGCCUGGUCCCCGCGGCCGACCAUACACUGUUGAAAGACAGCAUGUGUACAAGCAACGUGAGGAUGAUCCUUACAACGGCCUGACUGCCAUCCCCAACCCCUCGGAGACGUCUCGGCCAUCGCACAUCCCAGCAGACAGGCAUGAGCACAUUUAGGGAGACACUCUGGAAGGCCGCAUCGUCUCCGCUU
Molecule: messenger RNA, 352 nt
Organism: Trematosphaeria pertusa
Lineage: Eukaryota; Fungi; Ascomycota; Dothideomycetes; Pleosporales; Trematosphaeriaceae
Exons: 1
Coding region: 1-318 (105 amino acids)
Source: RefSeq, a predicted model, not a curated record